AUGGGUCGUUUCAAGAGCGAUAAUGGCAGCUCGGCUGGCGACCCCAACUCUGGACUAGCUCUCAACGUCGUCAUUAUGAAGGCGAGAAAUUUGGCUGCCAAGGAUCGCAAUGGCACAUCAGACCCGUAUCUCGUCCUCAGACUAGGCGAUGCCCGCGCCGUCACGCACGCCGUCCCAAAAACGUUGAACCCAGAGUGGAACAUUAUCGAGCAGCUGCCAAUCAACGGCAUAAACAGUCUCGUUCUCGACGUCAUUUGCUGGGACAAGGAUCGCUUUGGCAAAGACUACUUGGGCGAAUUCGACCUUGCUCUCGAAGAAAUAUUUCAAAACGAAAAGAAUGCCCAGGAACCCAAAUGGUACCCUCUCCGCAGUAAGCGACCAGGCAAGAAGACCAGCAUUGUGUCUGGCGAGGUCAUGCUGCAGUUCAAUCUUUUGGACAUUAUAAAUCCCGCUUCGCCGCACCAGCAGACGAUGGACAGGCUUCAAUCCCUCAUUCGCUCCGUCCCCGUUGCUUCCGGUAGUCAUGCUGGUAGUGCUGGUGUGACACCUGCCGCUACAACCACACCGCAGUCUGACCCUCUCUCUGAGUUUGUUGAGGACGACGAUGAGGAAAUAUCCGACUACGAAGAAGACAGCAACGAUGAAGGAGAGGGCGAAGGCGAAGACGAGGGCGAAGACGAGGGCGAAGACGAGGGCGAAGACGCAUCCAAACCGGAGAGUGCCGAGAAGCGUCGACGCCGACUCCGAAUUCGAGGACUGAAGCGCAAGAAUCGACGUGCCGCAUACGCCUUCACCAACGGUGACAGUGAUGUCGUUGGCAUCAUCUACCUCGAGAUUUGUCGUGUUUCGGAUCUGCCGCCUGAGCAUAACCUGACCCGUACCAGCUUCGACAUGGACCCCUUUGUAGUAGCCUCCCUGGGUCGAAAGACAUACAGAACCCGUCGCGUCCGACACAACCUCAAUCCAGUAUUCAACGAAAAAAUGAUUUUCCAGCUUCUUGGCCAUGAAAAGUCAUACAGCUUCUUAUUUACGGUGAUUGACCACGACAAGUAUUCUGGCAACGAUUUCAUUGCGUCCUGCACGCUUCCUGUCCAGGAUUUGCUCAAGAGGGCACCCCAAGCUGACCCGGCGACUGGAUUGUACGAGGUCCCCGAGCCUCGUGAACACCGCGAGGCUGUGCCUCUGCCGCACAAGUCCCGCCUCCAGCGACUGGGGCUCUCACGCACCUCCUCAUCCCAAAGUCUCAACAAGAAAUCAGCCAAGGCUGCGUCUCUUUCUAGUGCCACAUCUCAAACUCCUUCGUUGGAGGUCAGCCAGCCCACGAGCAACCCCGGCCUACUGGUUCCCCCCGAGACGCAAUCUUCAACCCUUACAGAGCCAGAGAGCAGUGCAGAGGAUGACGACCCCGAGUUCUACGAAUUCUCUGUACCUCUGACGCUAAAGAAUAUCGAAAAGUGGGAGUCCAAGCAUAGCCCAGUAAUGUACCUAAGGGCCAAGUAUAUUCCGUAUCCCGCUCUUCGUCAACAGUUCUGGCGUGCCAUGCUUCGACAGUACGAUACCGACGAGAGUGGCCGUAUCAGCCGCAUCGAGCUCACCACUAUGCUCGACACUUUGGGUUCGACCCUCAAGGACUCUACCAUAGACAGCUUCUUCCAACGCUUCCCCCAUAAAGCUGCCGACAACGAAGACAGCUGGGAUCUGACUUUUGAUGAAGCUGUUAUUUGCCUCGAGGAUCAGCUGGAAGCCAAAUCGAAAUCAGAUAGCAGCGUAGCCGACAAGGUCAAGAACGUCACCUCGGUGAUGAAGAAUCUCGCUUUGGGGGGCAAUGCCGAGCAAGGCAACACGGCGUCGGGCUCAUCAACACCCAGUGACGGUGGCCAAGACUCGCUCGAAAAGGAAGACUCUGGCGACGAGCACGUUGUUGAGAUCCGCGAGUGUCCCAUCUGCCACCAACCCCGUCUCAACAAGCGCAAGGACGCCGACAUUAUCACCCAUAUUGCAACCUGUGCAAGCCAAGACUGGCAACAAGUCAAGACUGUACUGAUGGGCGGUUUUGUGACGGCCAGCCAAGCGCAGCGCAAGUGGUACUCCAAGGUCAUCACCAAGAUUUCCUACGGAGGCUACAAGCUUGGUGCCAAUUCGGCCAACAUUCUCGUCCAAGACCGCAUGACGGGUCAGAUCAACGAGGAAAAGAUGAGCGUUUAUGUCAGACUUGGCAUUCGCAUGCUGUACAAGGGAUUGAAGUCGCGUGAUAUGGAGAACAAGCAGAUUCGCAAGAUGUUGAAGAACUUGAGCGUCAAGCAGGGCAGGAAAUUUGACGACCCGGCUUCUAAGGAUGAAAUUGAAAAGUUUAUCCACUUCCAUCGGCUGAACAUGGACGAGGUACUGUUGCCGCUGGACCAGUUCCAAAAUUUCAACGAAUUUUUCUACCGUGCCCUCAAACCAGGCGCGCGUCCCUGCUCCGCACCGGACAAGCCGGGCAUCAUCGUGUCACCAGCAGACUGUCGCAGUGUGGUUUUUAACCAGCUAACGCAAGCCACCAAGAUUUGGGUCAAGGGUCGCGAGUUUAGCAUCAAGAGGCUCCUGGGGGAUGCAUACCCGGAUGAUGCUGCCCGGUUUGAAAAUGGCGGUCUGGGUAUCUUUCGUCUCGCGCCACAGGACUACCACCGCUUCCAUAUUCCAGUCGACGGCGUUAUGGGUGAGCCCAAGACGAUUGCCGGCGAAUACUAUACAGUCAACCCUAUGGCUAUUCGAUCAGCGCUCGACGUCUAUGGCGAGAACAUCCGUGUGGUGGUGCCAAUUGAUAGCGAGGUGCAUGGUCGCGUUAUGGUCAUUUGCGUCGGCGCUAUGAUGGUUGGCAGUACAGUUAUCACACGCACGACCGGCGAAAGAGUGCAGCGUGCUGAGGAACUGGGCUACUUUAAGUUUGGCGGUAGCACUAUCCUGCUGCUCUUUGAACCAGGCAAGAUGCGAUUCGAUUCCGAUUUGACUGAGAAUUCAGCCGGCGCUUUGGAGACUUUGAGACAGAUUCGCGUUGGUAUGUCUGUCGGCCAUUCACCCGACGAACCACAGUGGACACCCGACAUGCGUGUUAGUGAUGAGCACAUUACCGAAGCGCAGAAGAAGGACGCCAAACGACGUAUCCAGGGCAGCGUGGCCCAAGAUUCGCCUAGCGAUAGCAACGACGACGACGGACUGCACACGCUGCCACCAACCAUGAGCACGAUGGCAGCCUCUUCAUUGUAA
Cordyceps militaris CM01 is the source of this 3246-nucleotide messenger RNA. Its product is annotated as phosphatidylserine decarboxylase Psd2, putative. The record is from RefSeq and is a predicted model, not a curated record. Gene Ontology annotation, molecular function: phosphatidylserine decarboxylase activity; calcium ion binding. Bases 1 to 3246 code for a protein of 1081 amino acids. The transcript is spliced from 5 exons. Gene Ontology annotation, biological process: phospholipid biosynthetic process. Lineage: Eukaryota; Fungi; Ascomycota; Sordariomycetes; Hypocreales; Cordycipitaceae.